CAAAUGUAAAUAGGCCUUACUUAGAGAGAAAUAUCAAUUAACAUUAACCAUAAGUCCAAGAAUGGGUCGGAAACUGGAUCUAGGAUCUUUGACGGAAGAAGAAGAAAAAAUAAUUUUGCAAGUUAUUAAAAGGGAUUAUACUGUGAGAAAAGUGGAAACGAACAGAAUCGGAGAACUUUCCAAAACCGUUGAGAAUGAGGAACUAAAGCAACAAGAAAUUGUGAAGGAGGCGGUUCAAGGGGAAGUCCCUAUUGAUACUCUAUGUGCCAGAUGUGGGAGUAAAUUUAUAUGGCUCAUCAAUCCUAAGAAUCAAUGCAGCGGGUGCGACCUCUACUUUUGCAAGAACAAGAUCGAAUGUAUCGUUUACGACAAACUCACAGAUAAAUGCUUCUGCAAUGCCUGCUUGAAACAGAGAGAUCUCCAUGCACUUGCUGGUAACUGGUUUUAUACAAAAUUGAAAGGAAAGUUUCGACGGCAUGGGGGCGCUAAAGUGUCGAGGGAAUUUCAGAAAAGAAAGAAAACAAGAAAAUCAGAAAGUGACAGCUCUCCUGGCCCAUCCAAGAAACCAGCAAGGCUGACAGUGGAAGUUGAGAGAAAUGACUCAAUCUCCUCUAUUGAUUCCACAUCGGCACCAUCUUUAUACCGGCACCCAUCAGACAGAAGCUACGACAGUUCCAGCAUCACAACUCUAGAGGAAGGUCGGGAAAUCCAGACGCCUCUACAUGGACAAAUACAAGAGAAUAAGAAAGAUUCUAAGUCGGAGAAGAGUGAUGAAGGGCUAAUAAAACAGGAUUAUGAUGUCACUAUGGAUGCAGUUGUCAUAGGAACGAUUGGAGCUCCUCUCCAAUCAGCAUCAACUGAAACUCAAAGUCAUUCGUUUGACAUUGAGAUUCAAACUGAUGACCUUGACAAGGACGAGGACAAAUUACCAGCGAUCAAGGAAGAACUGGAAGCUGCUAUAUCUAAGUUAUUGCUGCCCAAGUUGGAAGAAUUAAAAAGAUCUCAAUCAGAGCAUGAAUCAGAACUGGAAAGGCAGAAAAAGAUCGAUGAAUCGGUGAAAAUGGCUGAAGAGAUGAUUGACAAGGCUUUGGAGAGAGCGAGAGAAAAACAUUCUAAUAUGCCUCAAGGUCCCGAGGAGAACGUUCUCCUGACCAAAUACCUCACUGAUAGCAAAUCUGAACUGAUGGAUAAAGUCUCUUCCCAGCUUUACUAUGAGGCUCAUGACAACAAUGAGGGAUCAGCUCGAUCAUCCAUGCGUGAGACUGGGACAAUGACCGAAACUUCAGACAGCGAAAUGGAAUCAAUUAGUUCUCAAUCUGUUACUAGUCGCCACCGAUCUAGAGAUAUUCCACUAUCAGAAAGACUUGGUAGUCUCAGCCCAGACUCUUUGCGAAAUACAUUGAAUCAGAGUCAGAAUUCAUCAGGAAGUUCCAUUACACAAGGAGUUGUGCUGCAGAAGGAUCAGUUGGUAGCGAGGGCUGAUAUUGAUAAUACUUUGGGACAAAUAUUAGAUGAACAAGGGGUUAUUUUGUCUGGUACAAACUCGCCACAAGAGUUCAGUACAGAGCUGAAAUUUACUGCAAUGGGAGGAGGGGGCCAACGUAGGCGUCGAUUAUCAACAGAAGAAAUAUCGGACUCAGACUCGGAUCAUUCAAGCGAACAUUCUCACGAAUUUCUCAAAGAAAACGAGAACUGGUCGGUACCUGAGGUGCAGAAAAGGCCGUCACAGUUUGGAAAGGUUACAAGCAAUAGCAGUUCAAGCGCUAUGAUGUCACUGCAGAAUGGUUUUGAAUCGCCGUAUGACCACUUGAGGGAGGAAGACAGUGAUUCGGAUGAUCGAGAACAUGUAGAAGAGGAACAAGUGCUUGCGAGUGUUGUCAGGCGUCCUGAUAGCACUAUGUCUCCUCCAGCUCUUAUGAGCAACCAAGUUGAAGUCGUUGAAUCAUUACCAGCGAAAAAACCUCAUUUACCAGUAGAUGUCGCUGUUGAUCCACGACUCCUUCGAUCACUGAGUGAGGAUCUGGAUAGCGGAGAAGCGUUACCAAAAGUGAAGGUUGAGUCACCCAGGACUCCGCCAGUAGAGGAAGAAAUCAUUCAAGCAGUGGACCGGGAGGCACAAGAAUUCCAGACUCCUUCCACCACCGAAGAAACCACAGAAGAAACUGUGGUUCACGAAGAAAAACCCGCUGCUAAAAAACGCAUCCUCAUUCCACCUCCCAGAACCCCAAGCACUGAAUCUGAUCUCAGCAUCAUACCAGAGGCAGAACAGGAAUUAAGGUCCAACAGCUCAGAUUCGGAAUCCUCGGAUUCAUCAAGCGGUUCCUCAGAAAAGAGAAGCGUCAGGAGGUCUCAAAUCCUGCAACCAGCACGGCACUCUGUAACUUCACAUGAUCAUAACAUAAAGACGAACAAUCUGUCACCAAACCAUGACUUGAUUCCUGAUGACGAUGAUUUUGGAGACAAAAUGGCCGAAGCUAUUGCUGCACAACAGAGAAUUUCUGGACAAAAAAUGGAAGAAGGUCUUGCCGCUGAAGAGAGGGAACUAUAUGAACCUAAACAACAAGAGGUCAAUUUUGAUACUUCAGUCACAAUCGAACACAAAGUCCAGGAAUCUAUGUCCAGCAUCAGUGGGGAUGAAUCGAUAUUAGAUAAAGAACAAACAGAAAGGGAAAUUGAGGAGAGAGCAGUAGCAAUGCGAAUGAUCAACAACAAAUCUAUUGAAAUUCUCUCUGACACAAUUCAAACCAUCGAAAAGGUCAAAGGUCAUUCUUCAUCAGAGUCUUCAGAUUCAGACUCAGAUGACGAGUCAUCAAAACAUGAAUCGUCAGAAAAUAUUCACAAAAUUAAUGUAGCAGAGGAAGAGAUUUAUAAGAAUGCAGCCAGAACAUUUGUGAUGGAAGAACGGAUGGAUCAAAUACAAAGAGAUGCUGAAAACCUGAAUCAUUCAACCGUGGAUGCUGUCGAAAGAUUGAAACAACUUGAGGAAGAAGUCGGAUUCAUGGAAAAGAAAGAAACAGAAGUUAGACAUGGAGUGAAAUCUAUUGAUGACAUCAUGAGGGAGUUAAGAGAAGCAGGAUUGAAAGCUGAACGGGGAGCAUUCAAGCGACAAUCACUGGAUUCUGCAACUGCUGCAGCUUAUAAAGAAAAUCAAAAGAAGCCAUCACGAUUCAGUCUCCCUCCUCGCACUCACACUCACCAGAUACCAGUGAAUGCUGCAUCAAGAGAGACUCCUUCCUGGUCGGAGAGAACAUUCAAAGUCACUCCAAGACCGACAGCUGCCCCACCCAUAGAAAACCCUACGUUCCACUCAACGCCAAAGUCAAAGUCCUCAAGCUCGAGUCAGUCAAGUCACUCAAGUCAUAAAUCCAGAAGUCACUCAAGCUCCUCAAGCCAUUCUGGGACUCGCUCAAGAAGUGAAUCUGACGAGAGGAACAUGAGCGCUUUUGAGAAUAUUGAAGCAACCAUUGCCGCCCCUAUUCAUGCAUCAGUGGACACGCCACACUCUAGUGGUUCUGUCACGCCCACCCAUUCAAGUCGAUCUGUCACGCCCACAAGAUCUAUAACACCUACUAUAACUAGUCCACAUAGUACGCACUCUAGACCUCACUCUGAAGAAAGAAAAAGUGACCAUCAAGAUACAAACCAUACUAAAGUUCCAGUUAUCAUUCCACUGAAAAAUUCAUCGAUUUCAUCCCAUUCAUCAAGUUCUCUUCAUUCAGUAAAUUCAUCGCAUUCCAAAACUUCUUCUGAAGUCAGUGAUAAAGAAUUAAAAGAAAGGAUUCCAGCUUCUGUCCUUAUUCAACACAAAGAAUCUUUAAUUUCAUCUCAUUCAGCGAGUUCUGUUCAUUCAGCCAGCUCAAAAUCCUCUUCUAAGACUGGGAAGGAAUUUGAAGAAAAAAUUCCAGCUUCCAUCUCCAUUCCUCAAAAAGAUCCAUCAGUUUCAUCUCAUUCAGCGAGUUCCAUUCAUUCAUUCAAUUCAGAAAAAUCAAGCAGUUCAUCUCAUUCAAAAUCUUCCAGUGAGAAGGAAUACCACAUAAAGCAUGAAAUACCAGUUCCUGUUAUCAUUCCACUGAAAGAAUCGUCAAUUUCAUCUCGUUCAGCUAGUUCUGUUCAUUCAUUAAAUUCACUUAGUUCAGUCGAAGAAGAAUUGAAAGGGACAACCUACAUGCCAGGUCUUUCAGCAGCUGAAUUAGAAGAAUCUAGAAUCCCAACCCCAGUUCCAAGAAAAAGAAUGGAAACCUUUCAGAUUGAAGAAUGUGCGACAUUGCCGGCCCCGAUUCCAAGAGAACGGAAAGCUAGCAGCAGUAGCUGUAGUAGUUCAGAUGAUGAAGAAACGCAGACAACUCUCGAAGAAUCAUUACCAGCGAAAGAUGUUCGGAAAAUAGUCAAUAAGUUUGAAGUAAAACAAGAAAAACUGGAAGGAAAAGAAGGAAAAGUGGAAACAGAUGAAUCAGGGACUGAAUAUACUGAACCACUGAUUACAAUGGGAAUGAAUCCUGAAUUAGAAGAAAAGAAAAAGAGAAUUUUAAGGAAGAAAAAACCUCUGAUUAACACGCAACUCAGCACUGAAUCUGAAUCUUCAGAAAGUAUUGGAAGAUCUGGGAAGAGAGACAAAUCGAAAUACAAGAAAGAUGACAGCUGGAUGCUUCGAAAAGAAAGUGAUUUUGAUUCGGAUUCUGCUUCGGUUUCCAGCAGUUCAAGCAAACAUAGCAGAGAAACAGGUAGGAGCAGUAAAAGUGGGAUGUUCCAUAAUUUAUCUGCGGCCGAACAGCGAGAGAUGGCUCGGAUCGCUCUGAUGCAUUUACCAGAAACCGCAAUCGCUGAGGAUCGAUACAACACGAAAACGAUAAAAUUUGUUCGGACAGAGGAUUCUCUCACUAAGUCUCCCCCACCAACUAAAACUGAAGUGUUGCCUGCUAUGGAGGUGCCAGUAACACAAAAGACCACAAUCCAACAAGAAUCGACACCAUCGAAACCACCACGCAAGGAGGUGGCUACAGCACAGAUCCAUGUCCAGGGAGAUUCCCCCAGAUUACCACAAGGGAUGACACUGGGAGAAGCAAAGAAGUUGCUGCAAAAGGAACUAACAGUAAAGAUAAAAACCGAUGACUCAGGAACCAAGUUUGCAAAAAGAGAAGAUGGGUGGAAGGGAACGAGUUUUAAUACAGAAGCAGAAAAAGCUAACUUGAGAAAUAGCUUUGAUGGAACGACAGUCAGAAAGCUGGAACCGAAUGGAAGUGCAAAGCAUGAAACACAUCAAAUGGAUUUGUCUCCCACUGAUCUUGAUCGCUUCCAAGUGGUUAGGGGAUCCAUUACAAUGCGAGGAGGAAAAGUGAUGGUUUUGACUACGAGCCCAGAUGGCAAAGAAAAAGCUGAAUUCAAGGACAUCUGAAGACAAAGACAAGAUGCUGAAAUAUUUUUGUGAAAUUUUUAUUUAUUUUUCAUCAAUAUCCACAUUUUAUAUAUUUCGUUCAAAAAUUGUGCAUGGUACAAGAUAAAGUAGAACUGUGCAAGCUAAGCAUGGUGGGAUAAGGACAUUUAUCCUGAGGGAAAUGGAUCUUACCAAAACGGCAUAUUCAUGGGAUAAAAUUUUUUGAUAGGAAGCUGAUAAGUUGGCUUAAUCACACAUAUAUUUAGUCUGUAGGAAAGGAAGUUUGAUAAGAUGGUUUAUUAAUUGGUCACAUUUAUUUCAAUCAAUUAGUCACAUUUAAUCCUUGAGAAAAGAAAGACGAUAAGAUGGCUUAUUCAUACAAAAACGUUAGGCAUCCAUAUUACCUUUCUCUUUUGCAAUUUGCCUUCCCGCAAAUGCUAAAUCCAUCAGUAGAAAGCUUUUGGUUUCUAAUCGUAGAAAUCCAGCUGUCUAAAUGUAUAUAUUCGCAUGUGGCUUACUGAAGUAUUUUGAUAUAAAACUUUCCCAUACUUAUCAAAUUGCAUAUUUUCCAAAUACCCACCAUAUUCAAAAACACCCAAUAUAAAUACCAUUUUUUGUAUCUAUAUACCAUUUUUACAUUAAUUUUGAGUCCUAAACGGUACAGAAAGAUAUUUUUUAAAUUUGUAUUCUUUAUUUUUAAUUUUUUAAAGAAAUUAUUUUGAGAAGUUGUUUAAUUGUAUCGUAUAUCUUUAAAAGAAAUUCAAAAUUUAAAAAUAUUUUGCUAAUCUGCUCCUGUUGUACCAGGUUAGGGUAAGGCUAUAAUUUCAUUCCGUAUUUUAGUUCUAUUAAGAGUUCGGGGACUGUAGUCUUAGCCAAGUGAAUAUAACCCUCUGCCCAUAGGUUUCAGUCCCUUUGCACAACUUGAUGUGAAAUAGGCGAACAAAAUUAGUUGCCUCGAUAUUGGUACACACACUUCUGGAGCGCUUCAUUAUAAUAAUCGCUUAUGGCUCCCAUUGCAAGUGAAGACAUCCCUUCCCACUUCUCUGGCGAGGGACAAUAAAUAAUGCUGCCAGGGAACUCAUUAACUCUUAGGUUUAUUAUAUUGUCACCAUAUUUGCACUUUUAUAUUCAACUUUGCACAAAUCGUUUAUUUCUUCAACUUUUUUUUCUUAAGUGCCAUUUUAUCAUUAAAAUCAUCUGUAUAUUUUAUAAUUAUAUCUUUAUUCUCCUCAUGAGAUUUAAUCUUUAUCUCGGGAGAAGAAAACCUAUAAGACGGCUUAAUUAUAUGAUAGGAUUUUCAUAGUUAUUCGUGAGGAAAGGAAAGCUGGUGAACUUGAUCUUAUGACGAACCACGGCCUCUAGUUCGUUUACCAGUCUAGGUGAGUCAAAGUCUGGUGAGAUAUUUUCAAAGAGUAUCCCUCUUCAUUGGAUGACAAGCAUGUUCCAAAAGCUGGACUUAAAAACUGGGUACUCCUGAAGUAUUUGAACCAAGAUGGCAGACACCGGAACGUAGUAUGUGUACCAGGUUAGGGUUAGGCCAUAAUUUCAGGUACAAAUACUAUGGGAGUCACUUGGCUAGCUCCCAAAAAUGUGAUAAAAUUAAAAUGAGGAAAAUUGGAAUAAUUAACCUGGUACACAUACUACAUUCCGGUGUUCGCCAUCUUGGUUCACAUACUUAAGGAGCACCAAAAGGAAAGCGGGUGACCUUAUGACGAACCACGACCUCUAGUUCGUCUCGAUGAGUCAAGUCUGGCGAGAUUUUUUCAAGCGUAUCCCCCUUCCCUGCAUAUUCCAAAAGCUGGAAUCAAAAAUUCAGUAAUAUAUGUAUCAUUUGCUUGGUAGCUUUGUUUGUUUACUAAUAUAACAAGCCUCCUUUUUCAUCAUAUUUUUCGAAAUUAGGGUUUUUUCUGGCUGUGUACAACUGUAUUCUAUAUGCCACUUAGCUAGGUUUCCGACCAUGAACCGUGGCAUAAGAACCAUGCUAAACUAUAGAUGUAUUACAAGUAAAUCAGAGAUAUCAAUUCCUGUGAAAACAAAAUUGUUGUAAAAUGCUUGUCUGGAGAAUUCAGAGUAAACGCUACAGCAGUUAUGCAGCAAGACUAUUAAAUCAAAUACUACAAAAGUUUUGAUAACAUCAUACGAUUGUAAGACUUCUGCUUACUGUAGAUAAUUAAUGUCAUCUAAAAUUUCAUGUUUGAAUAAUUUUUCACUUUCACAUUUAUACUGUUUAUUAAUGCCGGGUAGCUUUGCAAUUCAGUAAUUUCUGUGAUAUUUCAAUUAAAACCGUGAAGUGUACA
Styela clava is the source of this 7668-nucleotide messenger RNA. NCBI's taxonomy places the organism in Eukaryota, Metazoa, Chordata, Ascidiacea, Stolidobranchia, Styelidae. The record is from RefSeq and is a predicted model, not a curated record.